AUGUCAUUUUUCUUGCGAAAUCGUAAAAUUUUGCUUCUCGGAGCAGCUGGAUUUACAGCAGGAGGCUCUUUUUUCCUCUAUAAAAACCGCCAAAAUUGUUUUUUCAACCAGGAAUGGCACAAAAUAGGCACCGUGAGUCAUCUUUACGUCUAUCCCGUGAAAUCUUGUUCAUUUAUUGAAGUUCCUGAAGUCACCGCAACUCGUAUGGGAGCAAAAACCAAAGAAAUUAGUGAUCGGGUGUUCAUGAUUGUGAACGAGCAACAAGAAUUAUGCACAGCUCGUUCGUUCCCGAAGCUGGUUCUCGUAAAACCUUCCGUCGAUGACGGGUUUUUGCGUUUAUCUGCACCUGGAAUGACCGAUUUCAGCAUCAAUUUGAAGGAAAUUUCAUCAAUUUCGUCUAAAAAUGACACAAAAGUUGCCACAAUUUGGGAAUCAAAGGUCCAAGUCAUCGAUAUGGGCGACGAAGCUGCCGCUUGGAUCACGAAAGUUUGUGGCGUGCCGGAAAAAUUACGACUUGUGUACUAUCCAGAGACGACAUGCAUGCGAGAAUUGCGGGAAAAACACAAAAUUUACAAAGAAAUGGACAAAAAUCACAUCGGAGCGUUGCAAGAUGCCACAAGUUUCAUGUUGCUCAAUGACGGUUCCUUGCGAGAUUUGAACGAAAAAUUGUCGAAAAAAGUCACGGCGACUCAAUUUCGCCCGAAUAUCGUGAUAGCAGGUGCUGCCCCCUAUGACGAAGAUAAUUGGAAUUUUAUAAAAAUCGGUGAAAAAGUCGUCAUGAAAAGCUUGAAACCUUGUACGAGAGGCACUUUUUCCGCCGUUGACCAAAAAUCGGGCGAACACUCGAAAGAUGGCGAACCGCUAAAAACGCUCAAUUCGUAUCGUCGCACGAAAAACGGAGGACUGCCAGUAAUGGGAGUGAAUGCCGGCGUUUGGCAGACGGGAGAGAUAAAGCAAGGGGAUGACGUCUUCGUUUCAUACAAAAAGUCCGAAAAUCACGAGAAAAAGCAAAAAUUUGGUUCAUACAUAUUUUUGAACAAUAAAUCGGAGGAUUGUGGGUAA
Molecule: messenger RNA, 1062 nt
Organism: Culicoides brevitarsis
Lineage: Eukaryota; Metazoa; Arthropoda; Insecta; Diptera; Ceratopogonidae
Product: mitochondrial amidoxime reducing component 2-like
Exons: 1
Coding region: 1-1062 (353 amino acids)
Molecular function (GO): pyridoxal phosphate binding; molybdenum ion binding; catalytic activity
Source: RefSeq, a predicted model, not a curated record